AAAGAGUUGGUAACGUUGAGAAAAUUGGGAGGAACCUUGCGUGUCUCCUCUUUUUAACUCUACUUUUCCUGCUUUCUUUUCCCCUUUACUUUCUCUCUCCUCUUCACUUCACUCUCCUUCAUCCUCCAUUUUCAGCAAUCAGAAUCCUCCAUUAUUCCUUUAACCAUUUUUCUCGUGACACUUUUUCUCUCCUCCAUUUCUAUCUCCAUCGCCAUUUUCCGGCAUGUAAGCUUCUCAUGAUUUCCAUUAUUCCUCACCUCCAUUUUCACUCCUUCUUCUUCAACAAAAAUGCAAUCCCCUUCUCCUCAAACCCAUCUCCGUAAUGGAAACACAAAUCUCUCUCCUUCACCACCAAAUCGUAACAGCAACAAUAUUCGAUUCCAAACAACUCUUUCCAUUCACAAACUCAAGCGAUUCAAUUCUCUUAUACUUAUUUUUCGUAUUGCAACCUUCGUCUUUUCUCUCUCAUCGUUCGUGUUCAUGCUCACUAAUUCCCGCUCUUCUCCUCCUCACUGGUUCGAUUUCGACGCUUACAGAUUUGUGUUGGCGGCGAACGGAAUUGUUGCGGUUUAUUCUUUAGUAGAGAUGGUGGCCUCUGUUUGGGAAAUUACUACUGGUGCUACUCUUUUUCCUGAGGUUUAUCAAGUUUGGUUUGAUUUCGGCCAUGAUCAAGUUUUCGCAUACAUGCUUGUAUCAGCAAACUCAGCUGGAACAGCAUUGGCAAAGACGCUGAAGGGAGCGGACACGUGUACAGCCACAAGUGCAUUUUGUGUACAAUCAGACAUUUCAAUAUCCCUUGGAUUUGCUGGUUUUCUUUUCCUUGGUUUCUCAUCUUUAAUGUCUGGUUUUCGGGUUGCCUGCUUCUUAAUCAACGGCUCUCGUUUUCACCUUUAACUUCAUUUUGUUGCGAUUCUUUCGUAAUUAAAGAGUAUUAGAAAUAGGUAGUAUUACUUGUGUAAUCAAUAGCUUUUAAGAGAAUUUAUUUGAGUUUGUUUUGUGAUUGAGGGUUUUUACUUUCAUCCUUAAAAAUCCUUUUGUAUAACAUUGCAAUUUUACAAAUGAUUGUAAUUAUGCCUCA
Amaranthus tricolor (Joseph's coat) is the source of this 1078-nucleotide messenger RNA. RefSeq names its product CASP-like protein 4C2. Bases 289 to 894 code for a protein of 201 amino acids. NCBI's taxonomy places the organism in Eukaryota, Viridiplantae, Streptophyta, Magnoliopsida, Caryophyllales, Amaranthaceae. The record is from RefSeq and is a predicted model, not a curated record. The transcript is spliced from 3 exons.